This is a messenger RNA of Hevea brasiliensis (rubber tree), 2066 nucleotides long. Its product is annotated as E3 ubiquitin-protein ligase SP1. The record is from RefSeq and is a predicted model, not a curated record. Gene Ontology annotation, biological process: protein ubiquitination; organelle organization. Gene Ontology annotation, molecular function: ubiquitin-protein transferase activity. Lineage: Eukaryota; Viridiplantae; Streptophyta; Magnoliopsida; Malpighiales; Euphorbiaceae. The transcript is spliced from 14 exons. Bases 833 to 1429 code for a protein of 198 amino acids.
UUCGUCUUUUAAAAAACCUUCUUGCUAUCUGUUGUUUGAUCUCACGGAUGGCUUUACCCGGUGCCAAUAGAAUUGAUUUUGAUCCAUUGGACUGGAAUACUUACAGAAUGUUUUUUUAAAAAAAAGUUUCUUCCUAAAAUAACCAUGAUAUUCAGAAGUUGUAACACAAACUUACCUCCUUGAGCUUUAUCCCAAACAAGCUUUAACGAGCCUGGGGAUGGCCGAAUGGGUUAAGUCAGAUGACUCUGUGCGCGCAAUAAGAAGAUUUAAAAUAAAAGACCUUCUCUAACUAUCUCUCAGAUACCAAUCGUCUUCUUCUUCCAGAAUGCCUUUCCUCCUCUCUCUCACGAUUUCUAAUUUCCCCUCCAUUUUGUAUUAGCUUCUUUAAUUUUGUUCCCUCGCAUAGAAAUUCACUCGUUUCGCUUCUCUUGGUUGUUCUUCUUCGUAUUUCUCAGCGGAUUGGAUUUUAUUUUUCUUCCUCUGUUUAGUUGUGAUUAUGAUACAAACGAUGAUAGUAAUUCAAAUUCAAACUGUUUGAGGUCGCUUAGGUUUUUUUUUUUUUUUUUUUUUUUUUACGUUAAGCUGAUUGCAGAAGAUGCUUCCAUGGGCUGGAAUUAGUUGCUGCUUGAGUGCUGCUGUGUUCUAUUUGCUGGGCAGGAGCAGUGGCAGGGAUGCAGAGGUUCUUAAGUCGGUAACUAGAGUCAAUCAGCUGAAGGAAUUAGUAAAAUUACUUGAUAUUGAAAGCAAGGUUUUACCUCUGGUUGUUGCUAUCUCCAGAUGAGUUGGCUCAGAGACUCCAAUCAAUUGCCAGCAUAGUGGCUUGAGAGGUGUUAUGGUAGAGGAGAUGGCUGAACAACACUUCCUCAAAUACAAUGAUGCUGGAUCUUGGAUUCAAGAUUCAGCCUUAAUGUUAUCAGUGAGUAAGGAGGUCCCAUGGUACCUGGAUGACGGGACUGAUCAAGUAUAUGUUGUAGGGGUUAGAGGUGCCUCAGCUUUUGUGUUAACUGUUGGAGGUGAAGUUUUUGAAGAGUCAGGAAGAUCACUUGUAUGUGGAACAUUAGACUAUCUCCAAGGCCUCAAGAUUCUUGGUGUGAAGCAUAUUGAAAGGGUACUUCCAACUGGUACUUCAUUGACCGUGGUUGGUGAGGCUGUCAAAGAUGAUAUUGGAACAAUUCAGGUCCAGCAUCCCCAUAAACGGCCAUUUUAUGUAUCUCCUAGGACUAUUGAUGAACUCAUUAUGAAUUUGGGAAAGUGGGCGAGCAUGCUAUGCAGUAUAUCAUGGAAGGAAGGCGCCUUCGGGAAUUGCAGAGCAGUGGAAAAGAAUACCGAGAAAGAACCCAAGGGAUCGAGUCAAGAGAGCUGUAUUUCAGUGGAAAAGAAUAAGCUUGAGUUCUUCGCUGGCACAGUUUGGAUUAAGAGAGUUGUAUAGGGGAUCAGCUCCCAUAUAUGUAUUGUUUGACAUUAUCGGGCUACAGGAGAAGACCUUUUUCAGAAUAACCUGUCCCUUUCCUCGCAGCAUGCUCUUCGCAUCUAACAAACUGUCCUUUAUGCCGGAGACGGAUAGAGCAGGUAGUGAAGACUUUCCGCCAUUGAAGAUAUGUUUCCAAGAUUUAGCAAGUAUCUGAGGUUAGUUGGUUCUCGCAGCACUUUGAAACUGACAACGACGUCUUGAUAUGGUCAGACGAGAGAGUAGCAGCAGCCUUCCAGUUCCAGGGAUAUGGGAAUUGAGAAUGAAGUCACGACUCCCGAAGGGAAAGGCUUUUUCACUAUAGUUAAAAUCAAGCGACCAAUCGUUUAAAGGUCUAGGUGAUCGAGGUCAGCUAUUUUCCUGCAUCCAGCAGCCACAAUAGUCAUCGGUGUACUGCUACAGGAGGAGACAUUUUUUUGAAUAACCUGUCCCUUUUCUCUCAGGUUAUGAAAAGAUUACUUAAUUGUAUUAUUAUUCUCUAAAUUUGUAAUUUAGGACUCCGCAUGUGCUAGUAGUAGCAUUAAGCCUGUCAGGGACUGUAUGAAUUCAAGUUUUCGUAUUAAUAAAUGAAAAGAAAAAAAAAUUUAUGAGUUUUAAA